Molecule: messenger RNA, 2549 nt
Organism: Monopterus albus (swamp eel)
Lineage: Eukaryota; Metazoa; Chordata; Actinopteri; Synbranchiformes; Synbranchidae
Gene: lias
Product: lipoic acid synthetase
Exons: 11
Coding region: 620-1789 (389 amino acids)
Biological process (GO): lipoate biosynthetic process
Cellular component (GO): mitochondrion
Molecular function (GO): lipoate synthase activity; 4 iron, 4 sulfur cluster binding
Source: RefSeq, a predicted model, not a curated record
UCAAUAAAUCAAUAAAAACCACAACUGAAAUGUAGUAAAACACCUUUUUUUUUUAAGUAAAUUUGGAAGCACAUUUCCAUAGGCGUGAAGGGGUUCUUUUACUUUACAGCUGUUAGUUAGAACUCCUUUUAUUUAGUGCAAUCGUGUUCAGGUAAUAUCAUAAUGACCGAAAGCUGACUUAGAAAAACUGUUAAUGUCAGCUUAGUAUAUAUGCUCAAAUGGCUCCAAAGCCACUAUCACUGGCAGUUGCGCUUAAUUAAAUUCAGUAUCACUUAUGUACCCGAUUCAGAUAAUUUAAAAAGGAACCUGACACAUUCGCAUGUUAUUUCGAGUUAAAUACUAGUUACAUAUGUUUUUUCUAUAAUGAUGACUCGUUUACUCUUUGUCUCUGUUAGAUUAGUUUUUAGUAUCGGUGCUUUUUGUUAGUUUUGUUUUGCGUAAUUUGAUAUUGUUUUGUCUGCAAUAAGAGAUGUUUGAGAAAUCCUGAACGCCCCAUAGUUGGAAAACACAAGGUUUGCUUAUUUUCCCAUUGUUCACACAUCACGUGAUUGCAGCACUAGACCAAAGCAGCCGAUCGUCGAGGUUUGUUGCCACUGACAGUCACUUGCUAACUAAAGUCAUGGCACUGUUCACACAAAGCUGUUGUGUCGUUGGACGGUUCUCCACAGGCCAUCUGCGGCCGAGUCAUAGAUGCAUCCCACAUGUUUAUACGAGCAGCCUGACACCUGUGGCCAAAUCCUUCCAAAACCGGGCUGACGGAAAGAAAACGCUUCUGAGCGAUGAAGGGCCUGAUCUACAAGACUUUAUUUCCGGGGAACUGUCGGAGAAAAGCAAUUGGGCAGAGUACAGAGGCAACCUGAAGAGACAUAAGGGAGAGAGGUUGAGGCUUCCCCCAUGGCUGAAGAGAGAGAUCCCCAUUGGAAAGAAUUACAACAGGCUGAAGAACACGCUGAGAGACCUCAACCUGCACACGGUGUGUGAGGAAGCCAGGUGUCCAAACAUUGGGGAAUGCUGGGGAGGAGGACAAUAUGCUACUGCCACAGCCACCAUCAUGUUGAUGGGGGACACAUGUACUCGUGGAUGCAGGUUCUGCUCAGUAAAGACAGCCCGUCGGCCCCCGCCUCUGGACCCAGAAGAGCCUUACAGUACAGCCAAGGCUGUUGCUGCCUGGGGGCUGGACUAUGUGGUUCUCACUUCAGUAGACAGAGAUGAUAUUGCUGAUGGAGGGGCGGAGCACUUUGCUAAGACUGUUUCCAACCUGAAGGAAAGGAACCCUCAGAUCAUGGUUGAAUGUCUGACCCCUGAUUUUCGUGGUGACCUGUCGGCAGUAGAGAAGAUCGCCCUGUCGGGGCUCGACGUGUACGCCCACAAUGUGGAGACAGUUCGUGAACUGCAAGGUCAUGUGCGUGACCCCAGAGCAAACUUUGACCAGUCUCUGAGCGUCCUGAAGCAUGCUAAAGAGGUUAAACCCACUGUCCUCACCAAGACUUCCAUCAUGCUGGGACUGGGGGAGACGGACCAGCAGAUCCUCAACACUCUGACCGAGCUGCAAGAAGCAGGAGUGGACUGUCUAACACUUGGACAGUACAUGCAGCCCACUAAACGCCACCUGAAGGUGGAGGAAUAUGUCACACCAGAGCGAUUUGCGUACUGGGAGAAAGUUGGGAAUGACAUGGGCUUCGUUUACACAGCUAGUGGGCCGCUGGUGCGGUCCUCCUACAAAGCAGGCGAGUUCUUCCUGAAGAAUUUACUGAAGAAGAGAAAAGCAGAAGCUGGAAUCACAGAAUGAAACGCAACCAAUGAGCACUUUAUAGAGACUGCACCUUUAACUACACAUAUUUAUAGUGACAAAGUCAGCUUUACUCCUGCAAUAGUGCAGUGCAUUGUUGAACGCUGUAGCACAGUAAACUUUUAAAUGAGGGUACAGGAGCAACAUUAACUAGACUUAUGUCAAGUGCAGGACCCAUUCUGUUAAUGUUUUUCAGUGCAUUUGUCCUUUAGUGUCCCCUGUGACAGGAGAUCAGCGAGAACAAACUGCAGUUGGAGGCCUGCAGACAUGUAGAAAACCUGGGUUCAUGUAACCCUGCCAGGAGAAAAUAGAACACGGUGUGAGCAGUAGCUGUACCAUCUCUGCCCCUUAGGGGCCCAUAAAUCAUGUCCACCAUUGACUCCCUCUCUACAGAUAAAAAGCUACUGACCUUUAACUAGGAGUCAUAUAUGAGCAAUUUCUGCUUCAGGACUGACUUUAUGAAGAAAGAUACAAAAACAAGUCUAUACAACAUGUCUGCCGAGGACUUAAAACACUGUUGAUCCCUUUAUUUUAUUACACUGGAAAAGUACUUUCACCAGGUAAAAAGGUACUUUUACUUCAAAAGGACUAUCUGAUGAACAGUUUGGCCUGAAACUAUACUUUCUAAUGCAAUACAAUAUAAAUUUACAGCUGAUCAAGAUGGAAGUUUGUUUCUAACCCUGGUCAAGAAAAAAAAAAACGUUUAAAAUGUGCAUUUAAAGAACUAAAACUCCUCCCUCCACUUUUGCUGGUUUUCAUU